Molecule: messenger RNA, 4954 nt
Organism: Macaca mulatta (Rhesus monkey)
Lineage: Eukaryota; Metazoa; Chordata; Mammalia; Primates; Cercopithecidae
Gene: TBCK
Product: TBC1 domain containing kinase
Biological process (GO): activation of GTPase activity; protein phosphorylation
Cellular component (GO): nucleus
Molecular function (GO): protein kinase activity; ATP binding; GTPase activator activity
Source: RefSeq, a predicted model, not a curated record
UCGCGGUGGCUGUGAGGGCAGAAGAAAAGGCCAGGCUGAGGGGAGGGUGGAGGGUAAAUAGCUGGGAUCUGUGAUUGGGCAAGGCCAGGCUCGCGGUCCUUGCCGGGUUCCGCGAAGGGAACCUGAGCUGACUCGGCUCGCGGGCGAAGGGCAGCCUCUGAGCUCCCGGCGUUCCGGGAGCGGUCUCUUUUGUAGGAGCACCUGAAAUGCAGCGUCUAGUGCACUAAGUCGUAGCGGCAGCACCAGGCACAGCGACUGCGCUGUGGCCCUGUGUAGAAGCUCCAUCCCCCUUGUCUUUGUGUUUGCCUGCGUCCCCAGACUCAGAGAUUAUCUUAGAAGACCUAGGAUUCCAAAAAUGUUUCCCCUGGAGGACGCUGAAAUGGGAGCCUUUACCUUCUUUGCCUCGGCUCUGCCACAUGAUGUUUGUGGAAGCAAUGGGCUUCCUCUUACACCAAAUUCCAUCAAAAUUUUAGGGCGCUUUCAAAUCCUUAAAACCAUCACCCAUCCCAGACUGUGCCAGUAUGUGGAUAUUUCUAGGGGAAAGCAUGAACGACUAGUGGUCGUGGCUGAACAUUGUGAACGUAGUCUGGAAGACUUACUUCGAGAAAGGAAACCUGUGAGCUCUUCAACGGUUUUGUGCAUAGCAUUUGAGGUUCUUCAGGGCUUGCAGUAUAUGAACAAACAUGGUAUAGUACACAGGGCAUUGUCUCCUCAUAAUAUCCUGUUGGACCGAAAGGGACAUAUUAAAUUGGCUAAAUUUGGACUUUAUCACAUGACAGCUCAUGGUGAUGAUGUUGAUUUCCCAAUAGGGUAUCCCUCAUACUUGGCCCCUGAGGUAAUUGCACAGGGAAUUUUCAAAACCAGUGAUCACAUGCCAAGUAAAAAACCAUUGCCUUCUGGCCCCAAAUCAGAUGUAUGGUCUCUUGGAAUCAUUUUAUUUGAGCUUUGUGUGGGAAGAAAAUUAUUUCAGAGCUUGGAUAUUUCUGAAAGACUAAAAUUUUUGCUUACUUUGGACUGUGUAGAUGACACUUUAAUAGUUCUGGCUGAAGAGCAUGGUUGUUUGGACAUUAUAAAGGAGCUUCCUGAAACUGUGAUAGAUCUUUUAAAGAAGUGCCUCACCUUCCAUCCUUCUAAGAGGCCAACCCCAAGUGAAUUAAUGAAGGACAAAGUGUUCAGUGAGGUGUCACCUUUAUAUACCCCAUUUACGAAACCUGCCAGUCUGUUUUCAUCUUCUCUGAGAUGUGCUGAUUUAACUCUGCCUGAGGAUAUCAGUCAGUUGUGUAAAGAUAUAAAUAAUGAUUACCUGUCAGAAAGAUCUAUUGAAGAAGUUUAUUACCUUUGGUGUUUGGCUGGAGGUGACUUGGAGAAAGAGCUUGUCAACAAGGAGAUCAUUCGAUCCAAACCACCUAUCUGCACACUCCCCAAUUUUCUCUUUGAGGAUGGCGAAAGCUUUGGACAAGAUCGAGAUAGAAGCUCACUUUUAGAUGAUACCACUGUGACAUUAUCAUUAUGCCAGCUAAGAAAUAGAUUGAAAGAUGUUGGUGGAGAAGCAUUUUACCCAUUACUUGAAGAUGACCAGUCUAAUUUACCUCAUUCAAACAGCAAUAAUGAGUUGUCUGCAGCUGCCACUCUCCCUUUAAUCAUCAGAGAGAAGGACACAGAGUACCAACUAAAUAGAAUUAUUCUCUUUGACAGGCUGCUAAAGGCUUAUCCAUAUAAAAAAAAUCAAAUAUGGAAAGAAGCAAGAAUUGACAUUCCUCCUCUUUUGAGAGGUUUAACCUGGGCUGCUCUUCUGGGAGUUGAGGGAGCUAUUCAUGCCAAGUACGAUGCAAUUGAUAAAGACACUCCAAUUCCUACAGAUAGACAAAUUGAAGUGGAUAUUCCUCGCUGUCAUCAGUACGAUGAACUGUUAUCAUCACCAGAAGGUCAUGCAAAAUUUAGGCGUGUAUUAAAAGCCUGGGUAGUGUCUCAUCCUGAUCUUGUGUAUUGGCAAGGUCUUGACUCACUCUGUGCUCCAUUCCUGUAUCUAAACUUCAAUAAUGAAGCCUUGGCUUAUGCAUGUAUGUCUGCUUUUAUUCCCAAAUAUCUGUAUAACUUCUUCUUAAAAGACAACUCACAUGUAAUACAAGAGUAUCUGACUGUCUUCUCUCAGAUGAUUGCAUUUCAUGAUCCAGAGCUGAGUAAUCAUCUCAAUGAGAUUGGCUUCAUUCCAGAUCUCUAUGCCAUCCCUUGGUUUCUCACCAUGUUUACUCAUGUGUUUCCACUACACAAAAUUUUCCACCUCUGGGAUACCUUACUACUUGGGAAUUCCUCUUUUCCAUUCUGUAUUGGAGUAGCAAUUCUUCAGCAGUUGCGGGACCGGCUUUUGGCUAAUGGCUUUAAUGAGUGCAUUCUUCUCUUCUCCGAUUUACCAGAAAUUGACAUUGAACGCUGUGUGAGAGAAUCUAUCAACCUGUUUUGUUGGACUCCUAAAAGUGCUACUUACAGACAGCAUGCUCAACCUCCAAAGCCAACUUCUGACAGCAGUGGAGUCAGAAGUUCGGCACCUUAUUUCUCUGCUGAGUGUCCAGAUCCUCCAAAGACAGAUCUGUCAAGAGAAUCCAUCCCAUUAAAUGACCUAAAGUCAGAAGUAUCACCACGGAUUUCAGCAGAGGACCUGAUUGACUUGUGUGAGCUGACAAUGACAGGCCACUUCAAAACACCCACCAAGAAAACAAAGUCCAGUAAACCAAAGCUCCUGGUGGUUGACAUCCGGAACAGUGAAGACUUUAUUCGUGGUCACAUUUCAGGAAGCAUCAACAUUCCAUUCAGUGCUGCCUUCACUGCAGAAGGGGAGCUUACCCAGGGCCUUUACACUGCUAUGCUCCAGAACUUCAAAGGGAAGGUCAUUGUCAUCGUGGGGCAUGUGGCAAAGCACACAGCUGAGUUUGCAGCUCACCUUGUGAAGAUGAAAUAUCCAAGAAUCUGUAUUCUAGAUGGUGGCAUUAAUAAAAUCAAGCCAACAGGCCUCCUCACUGUCCCAUCUCCUCAAAUAUGAAGAACCAAGAGUGUGACUGCCAAAAGUCAGCGUGGCAUCAGCACCAACAGCACAGUUCUUCGUAUCCAUGCCACUCUCAGACAAAACUAGAUGUCUAGAUUGUUGCAUUUCCAUAAAGUUUGUCAUGAGACAUUUUUAAAAAUCUCAUAACCCACAUGUUCAGCUAUCUACACAAGAAACUUGACUGUACAUGUAUUGCUGAAAGAAUUUUUCUUAACAGUGAAAUCUGAUCAUAUAUUUUUACUACACUGCCACAUAAAGCCCAAGAAAUUCAGCUGAUGAGACAGAUUUAGCAUUAUCAAGAAAUCCCAGUUGCCCUGAAAAAGCUGUCCUCCAUUGUACUGAACAGACAGUCCUGUUGAUUGUAUUAUUUAGAAACAUACACUGAAUGUGGGCUAAAAUCAUCAUCUUUCCCUGAUAAUGAAAAUUGAGAAACUAUUCACAAUGCAUUCCUUAUAAAUAAAUGCUACAUUUAGUAACUCAUUUCACCCAAACAAGGGUGUGUGUGUGUAGGGGAAGUGAAGUUUAUCCCAUUGCAGAAAGUGGUAAUAUUUACUCCCAGAAAAAUGACAUUUAGAAACCAUUCAUAUUUGAUAGAAUAUUUGGUCAGUUCCUGUAGCAAAGAAGAAUGGCUUCAACAAAUUUUCUAGUUUCUUUAUCACAUGAAAUUCUGUACAGUCAGUCUAGGGCUAGUAUACUGGUUUCCUGAUCAUUAAGAACUCAUUAUCUUCUCUCAUUGCUUUACCAACCUCAAUACGUGUCAUCAUCUCAUGGAUGAAAAUAGCUCCUCAGCUUCUAUCAUCACAUCUGUUAUCUAGAAGGAAGAGAAUGAGGGAAGGAGGGAGGGGAUGAAGAGAAAAAAAGGAAUGAAAGAAGGAGGGAGGAAAGACAGAAAGAAAGGAAAAGAAGCAAAGCAUGCUCCUUCCCAUUAAGGUCAUAAACCAGAAGUUGCACACACUACCUCUGCUUACAUAUCAUUGGCCAGAACUUAGGUACAUGGCCACACCUAGCUUAAAGGAAAACUGGAAGUAUAGUCUUUGGGUAGUUGAUCAUUUCCCCAGCUAAAAAAAUUCUUAUUACUGUGUGGGAAGAGUACAUAUUGAGGUACAGCUAGCAACCUCUGCCUCUGCCACGUUGUUUUUAAAAUGAGUAUUAUAUUUCAUUAAAUCUAAGACAUCUCACAAUUUUAGGUACCACAAAGAAAAAAAUGAAGCCAAAUGAAUUGUGACACAUUGUCAAUUAAAAGACACAUUCCCUGGGAGGCCGAGGUCAGUAGUUUGGCCAACAUGGGGAAACUCUGUCUCUACUAAAAAUAUAAAAAUCAGCCGGGCAUAGUGGCAUGUGUCUGUGAUCCCAGCUACUCAGGAGAGGCAGGAGAAUCACUUGAACCCGAGAGGUGGAGAUUGCAGUGAGCCGAGAUAGGGCCACUGUACUCCAACCUGGGCAACAGGGUGAGGCUCCAUCUCAAAAAAAAAAAAGAUACGUUCCCAUUUCAGAAACCUGAAAAAAUAUGCAUCUUAUAAUUAUUGAAAUAUAGCAUAUCCUUUAACUAUCUUCAAUUUUGUUUUAACUAAAAAGUGUUCAUUCAUCUAUAACAAUAUUCCACUCCAAUGUUAAGACUGCCUAGGCAGAACAUUUCAAUAAAAGCCUCAAUUCAGCUUUCUGGGCCAUGGUUUUGUUGUUGCUGCUAUUGUUUAUUUUAGUUUUUCUUCUUUGCAUCUACUUUUUAAAUUGAGAUAUACUUUACUUACCAUAAAAUUCAUCCUUUUAAAAUGUACAAUUCAGUAGUUUUUAGUGUAUUCACAAAGUUGUGCAAUCACUAUUAUCCAGAAUACUUUCAUUGUAUGCAAUUGUCUACCUGAUCAGGCAUUCCACAUUAACCCCUCCCAAGGUCUUUAAUAAAUGUUUGUAUAUGGA